AAUUAAGGUACUUGGGUUUGAUCCUCUUUUGGGCUAAAACCCAACACCCAGUCUUUAGUUCACUCGUUAACUCCCGACUCUCAAGUCUAAACCCCUCACGCACUCCCUGUUCCUUUAACAAAUCCUAGACCACCUCCGGCAGCCGCAGCGAGUGUGAAGAAAAUGGUGAACAAGUCAUGGAAGAUAAUACCAAGACCGUUGUUAGAAACAAUUUUAAACAACCACGCUCAACACCACCGAGUCCCUCAGCCUCUCAUUCUCCACGGCCCCCGCGGCGCCGGCAAAACAACUCUCAUCCUCGACCGUCUCCUUAACGACUGGAACAAAGGUCCUCAUAUCACUGGCUACGUGGAUUUUGCUCAAUCAAUCAAAGAUCACCAUCCGCAUAACAAUAAUUCAUUUCCAUGGGCGUCUUGGUCCACUUGCGAAUCGCCUACUCUGUCAGAUUGCAAAAAUCUGCUUGAAACUUGCCUUGAAUCAAUGGCGUAUAAGGGAAUCCAGCUUGGUACUAUUACUUCUAAUCAAAUUUUCUCUACUUUAAACAAAUGGCACCGCCUUGAUACUGCUCUUCGCCGCGUAAUACUCCAGAACAGUAAAAAUGUUCAAUCUAGAUCAAGAAAUGUUGUUUCUAAUAAGGUUUCUAGUUCGGUUCUUUGGGACCGGGCAGUUUUCGCUCUAUCUGCUCGAUCAAAUGCCAAAGAGAUUGAUGAGCUUUUGGGGUUAGAGGAUAAAGGAAAGAACUUGUCCUUAGAGGAGGCUUCAUAUUUUAGGGAGGCAAUUGUGGCAUUGAGAUUAGCUAGGGAGGUUAUUGAAGUGCAGCAAGGGUGGAGAGCUAAUGCCAUUGCGCAUUUGAAUAAGAGUGGUGGGUUUUCUAGGUCGUUGGCCAAUUCAUGUACUGAUUGGCCUUGUUUGUUAGUUGAGUUGUUGUCAGAAGCUGCUGAAAUAGACUAUUUUCAGCCGAAGCUGGUUAUAAACAAUAUUGAAGUUCUUAAAAAUGCCAUUAUAACUGAUAAUUCAAUGGUGUCUGGAACCUUGUAUCAUGACAGUUUGAUAUGGAGAAUUAUUGCUUUGGGUGCGAACGAGAGGUGCCUGCCUGUUAUGCUGGUCACGUCUGAUAGCUACUAUUCAUACCGAGCCUACAUGGAUUUUGGAUUUCCAGACAUAUUUAUAUCCCGUGAGACCUUUGGAUGGACUCCACAAGAAGCUAAAAUGCAUAUGGUUACUGACUACUUCAGUCAUUCGGAAUGGACAGUGAUUGUUGAGGUUCUCGGGCCAAGCCCUCGGCAUCUCUUUGAGCUUUAUGCUCUCAAACAAAGCAACUAUUACCAGAAGGUGCUGGAUGACAAGGGUAGUACAUUUGAGGACAUUAUAGAUGCAUAUUUAGCAUUUUUGCAGGUUACGGUGGUGAAACCUUCCAUAGAUAAAGCACUGGCAAUCCUGCAAAAGUUUGCUGAUGAUGCACGAAAUGGAAAAAUUCCAAAAGAUAGGUUGCGUUUUGGUGCUCCUUGGAGGCAUCCUCCAAGUAGGGACAACCCUACUCUUAACUUGGAAUGGGCUAAACUUCAACUAAUGGACUUCAUUCAAUCCCUGGCAAAUACAGAAUUUGGGUUUAAUUAUCUAGCUGACUGUAGCCUUGAGAUUUUGGAUGAUCCCUGUACUCUUGCAUUGUUAGAGGUUGGUUUGCUCUAUGCUCAACGUGAUCCAUCAUUCAUUCGUCCUGUAUCUAGGGGCAUCCAGCGAUGCCUUGUGAGAUGGCUUGUCCAGGAGCGGAUGUGUAUGAGUUUCCAGAAUUGGCUCCAGUAUCAGUGGCAGCGGAUUAUACGUGGCCGUAGCUAUCGUCAUUUGAUGCUGGAAGUGGGCUAUAACAAAUAGAGUAUGCUACACUGAAAAUAAACUUUAUCCUUGGUUCAUUCAAGUGGCAAUGUUCACAACUCUAACCAUUCAAGGGGAUAAGCUUCUAUUUGACAAGUUGUGAGAACCUAGAACAAGAUGAUUGGUUUCAAGCUUUUCAGUUAAAAAGGAAGAACUGAUUGAACUGGUUUGCAGCACUUGGUGUUAUUGUGAGGUGCUAGACGUUAAAUUCAACUCUUUACAGGGGUAGUCAUCUACUGCACCACAGGGCAUUAUAAGGAUUAUGUGGCAAAGCCAUAUUCAUUGAGGCAGAUUUUAUUUAGGUUGCACAUAAAAAUAUGAGCAGCAAAUGCUAAUUUGAAGGCAAACUUUGAUUACUGUUUCUUUGGCUGUCUGGCUCAAGCCCUUGACUGAUUUUUUUGUAAAUUUUGAGGUUAGUCUACUAGAUAUCGCAUUCAACUCGACGACAGCUACAUCUAUACAAAACGCAUAAGUGGAUCGCAAAUGUGACAUUGACACAUUAUUAUGCAUCAUUCAACAAUUGAUUGAAUUCCCGAAGAUGAUGGUGAAAUCCAAUUUUGUUGUAAAGAUGUACUUUAUAUUAUGUAUUCUCUUGAAUGUGGCUUUGCAAUUGAGUUCCAUGUAGUAGAAUGCACAUCACAGACCAUACAUACCAUUUGGUUGUGGUAGUAAUUAGUGAAAUGAGCAUUUUAUUUUGAGGAUCACCAAUUUCACGUGUUAUUGGGCUUAAAUAAAUAGUGAUCCAGCACUUAACGGUGUGGGCCAGGCCUGUGACUUUUAAGCUUAGACACCUGGCAUGGGAUCCAAAGUCCCAUUUAGCCAUGUUAUUACUCAUAAUUGCAUGUUGUUGUAAUUAAUCAUAUUUUGUCCUAACUUGCUUUCAAAAGCAAAAUUACUAAUUUCUACCGUU
Molecule: messenger RNA, 2782 nt
Organism: Jatropha curcas
Lineage: Eukaryota; Viridiplantae; Streptophyta; Magnoliopsida; Malpighiales; Euphorbiaceae
Source: RefSeq, a predicted model, not a curated record